CUUGCUGGCAGGGAAUCAUGCAGUGAAUAGACACAACAUAGCAGAGCAUUAUAGCUUCGCUGUUGCCGUUAAAGUGAACCUUUUUGAUGCCGAUAACAGAUGCUGCUGACGCUACUACUGCUGCUGCUGCUGCUGACCUGUGGAGCAGCGUCUCUAAGCGUCAUCACUGUAAAACAGUAGCAGGCUGCAGAGAGAGAGAGAGCAGCGCAGAUGCCUGGGACCACAACAACACCCGUGUGUAAAGAUUUGCACAGUCCUCAGCGCAAAGGCUGGAGCAUGUACCUAGGCCUGAAUAAUGGAGACUCUCCAGGUGAUGCGGAAACAUCGCAAGACAUUAUCUGGGAUCCGACCUCUCCCACUCCAGCAAACGCAGGCGCUGGGAUGAAAAACACCAGAGUUGUGGAGAUAUCAGAUAUUGCCAACCGCAUUGCCCCAAAGGGCAUAAAACCGAAAGCAACUGACUCAUCUCUGCUGCAGUGGAUCGGUGACAGUGCUGUCCCUUGCACACCAGAGGUUUCAGAGCCAAGAGUCAAGAGGAGGUCUCGGCAGAGCAGUGUAGAGGACCUAAUGAAACUGGCCAAGCAGUUUGACAAGAACAUGCAGCAAGACGAGGAGAUUUCCGAGCAUCUCAACACUGUCAACAGUAACCACAAAGAAUGUGUGAACACUUCCAAAUUUAAGCCAACAGAGACAUCAUUCCGUGGCGACGUGAAAGACCUGAAGUGUCCUUCCUCGUCGGAUCAGGUGGAGGCAGAGUUGCACGCUCUGUUUGACUCUUCCACUCAGAAAGUCAGUGGCCCGCUCAGCCAGGGCUCCUCUGUGUCAGCCUGCUCACAGGAAUUAAAAAAACUGCCCACGACUACAACCUUAGCUGAGCCCCAACAAUUGGAGCUCAAGUUAGCUCACAAGUCCAGAUCAGCUGCACAAGCUGCUGAAGGAAAGGGAUCUUGUGAUGACUUUGACGAUGAUUGGGAGAAUGAUGACCUACUUAAUGACUCCUUUGUGCUGGCAUUGACCCAGAAUCCUGACCAGCAACAGGACACCAACCCGACAAACACUUUUCAGCCCAACACUAAGAUAAAUGCUGCACAUUCGACCUCUGUUUGUAAACCGAGUGCAGACACAAACUCUUCCCAUCAACGCUCAGACCUGCGCUCUAACCCAAGCUGCAGUUUAAUCCAGAAACUGUGCCCCAAACCAAAGACGACCAACCGAAGCACUUUCAAGUUAGAGUCCAACCCACACUUCAAGUUGCAGACGGCUGCCAAAGAGGCUCCCAAGUCCAGCUGCACUGUAACACGAGCUAAACCACAAAUGUCCGAACAGAAAUCUGUUUCCACAAAGAGGCUGACUACUCCUCAACCUGACAAGAUCGCUAAUGAUCAGCGGGGGGCUUGUGUAGCUGCAGACUCAAUUAAAGACAUUUCAGACGGCUUAUGGGACGAAUGGGACGACGAUGCGCUGCUCCAGGUGUGUGACAGUGUGGAGCGAAUCUCCAACAGUCAGCCACAGCAAGUGAGCCCCAGUAGCUGCCAAGCGAAGGAAGAUACUGCUGUAGAGAGACAGCGAAAAACAACCGCACCCGUGCCAAUCGGCAAGGCCUGGUCAACAAAAGCAGGUGCCAGUAGCAACCAACAGUCCCCACGUGCUUUUGCGCGUUCUAACUCACUACCUGGGACCAGCAGUGGAACUGUGAAUUAUCAGGGAUGGAACAUUGAAAUGAAAGGUGCCAACAAGAAGUCAGGGAUGUCUCAGAGCCUCCCAGGAAGCCGCGUCAGUCUGGGCACAUUUAACCAGUGCAGGGAUUCCUCUGGAACUGUGCUGGCCGUGAAUGUGGAUAUGAAGCCACAUACAGUGACAACCAGGGCGACAGAGAAGUCCCAUCACACAGCCUUCAAGAGAAAUGUGUCCGACUCAGCAGCAAUAAGCAGCAAAGUUUUUGUCACAAGCCAGAUGGCGGGGAAGUGCUCUGCAGCUGAGAUUGAGAGGAAGAAACAGGAAGCUUUGGCCAGGAGGCGACUGCGGAUGCAGAAUGCCUCCAAACCAUGACGGAGCUGCAUCCUGACUGAAGGGACAUUAUCAUGCUGUAAUAAACCUGAACACAACUCGUUAAGUGUUAAGAGUUUCCCGAUCAACACGUUUGUUUUUUUUACUUGGCACUUUGGCACAAAAUGGAAAUAUUAAGGACAGGUGAGCGCUUGAUAUUUAUCCAGAACUGCUGGAAGUUUUUGCUGCUUUUUUUUUUUUUUUUCAGUAGUUAGAGUAGUAGAGAGUAGUUUCUAUCCAUUGAGCAAAAACACACUUUAACUAAUGACAUUCCCCCCCCCCAACAUCAUAAUUUCAGCUCCAUACAGAACAUGUCAAGUUUGACUGACAAGAAACGAAAUCCAUCAUGCAAUGAUGAGAGAGAUUAUGUGCCUUAAACAUUUAUUAAUACAAACUAUUUGGCAAUUUCCCUAACUUUGUAAUAAAAAAAAACAACAUUUGUGGUGCAAAACAAAGACGUUUCUUUUGGGCCAUAAUGCAUGGUUAAUUUAUGAAGGUGUCUGUUUUAUACAU
Messenger RNA from Solea solea (common sole), 2559 nucleotides. RefSeq names its product ETAA1 activator of ATR kinase b (gene etaa1b). The coding region runs from base 211 to 2049 and encodes 612 amino acids. The record is from RefSeq and is a predicted model, not a curated record. The transcript is spliced from 6 exons. Lineage: Eukaryota; Metazoa; Chordata; Actinopteri; Pleuronectiformes; Soleidae.